CGAUACGUCCCUAGCGAGGCCUCUGGAGCCUCUAUCUGUUACACCUUACAUUCGCCCCCCGAAACUACCCACAUAGAGACAUGGAGGUCAAGCGAAUCACCGGAAUCCCCGAGACAGCAAUGUCUUUCCUCCGGCGCAUCGCCCGGGAAACUGAAUGCAUCGUCUGCCACGAUACGAUGAAACGGCCCAGGGUAGUCCGCUGCGGACACGCAUUCUGUGAAAAUUGCACUCUGAAGCUACGCCAUAUAGCGCCAGGCUGCCCCUUUGGGUGUUGUGAAGGGACCUACGGCGAAAGUGUGUGCUGGGUGGUGAGUUGAACUCGUUACCCGCCUGUUGCUCUCGCCCUCUCUCCUCCGUGUUUACCCCUCAAUCCU
Molecule: messenger RNA, 374 nt
Organism: Sodiomyces alkalinus F11
Lineage: Eukaryota; Fungi; Ascomycota; Sordariomycetes; Glomerellales; Plectosphaerellaceae
Exons: 2
Coding region: 81-317 (78 amino acids)
Source: RefSeq, a predicted model, not a curated record